AUGAAGAGAAUAACACGUAAGCGCCACGUCAACGAACUAAUCAUUGUUCAUCAUCAUCUUCAUGCAAUGCAAAUGCAUAAAGUUCGCGUCUUUCGAGAUUUUAGUUGCGGUUUACCGUCUGGGAUUUUUGGGAAUUACUGCACAAUCAUGCCACCGGCACUGUCGGAUCCGUUGUCAGCGACUGCGGCGAGCUCGGGUGCCGUUUUGCAGCGAUCGGCGCCGGAGAAAUUGCGCUUCGAAGGUCUUAGAGGUUUGCGGUGGCGGAUAAAUCUUGGGGUGUUGCCGUGCUCCACUUCGACUUCAAUUGAUGAUCUUCGCCGUGUGACCGCUAAUUGUAGAAGAAGGUAUGCUGGCUUGAGGAGGCGCCUUCUGGUUGAACCACAUGUUCCAAAGGAUGGAACUAAUUCACCCAAUCUUGUUAUUGACAAUCCACUUUCACUAAAUCCAGGUAAAUCUGAGUUUUUCUCACUCUAUUUAAGCGCGUUCCUUGGAGUUAAAUCGUUAACCUAA
Sphenostylis stenocarpa is the source of this 510-nucleotide messenger RNA. NCBI's taxonomy places the organism in Eukaryota, Viridiplantae, Streptophyta, Magnoliopsida, Fabales, Fabaceae. The record is from the annotation of a GenBank genome assembly.